GCUCCAUCCUCGGCACUGAAAGGCGAACCUCGAUCGCAACUCGCUGAUGUUCAAGCUUCUAGCAGGUACCAUUCAAUCGGUACCUUUCUCCUUGUGCUGGAGCUUCAGAAAUCAGAGGUAGAGCAAUAAGAACAGUCUGUGUCUGUCUGGUUAUAUUUAAACAGCAGUAAUACACAUGGAGAGGAAUCUGUGACAGAGGAAAGCUUGAGAAAAAUGCAGGGUCUCGUUCUCCAGUCUCCAGUUGUUUCAAGAGGGAAACUCCCCUUAUUGGCUUCCGUCGACUCCUUGCCACACUCCACCAGUCUACCCACAAGAAGAGCUUCACGUUCUUUGACAUAUAGAGAGAUACAAAGGUUGAACUCAGCUUAUGGCACAAUCAGAGCUCAAGCAUCUAAUGUUAGUAUUGGAUCCGGAGACUUUGAUAGGAGAGAAGAAAAUGACAACCACAAAAAUUUUGUCAAUAAUCCACAAAGUGCAAAUCCACCUGAAUCUGUGAAGCCCCCUAAGAAGAUUCCUUAUCCAGUAUCUAUAGCAAUUGUUCUGCUUGCAUGUGCCUUAGCCUUUUCACUGAUUGCCUUUGUGAGUGGAGGACCUUCAUCACUCUUAGCAGCAAUUGCAAAGUCAGGCUUCACUGCUGCAUUCUCAUUGAUCUUUGUUUCUGAGAUUGGGGACAAGACAUUUUUUAUCGCUGCUCUGUUGGCCAUGCAAUAUGAAAAAGGAUUGGUCUUACUUGGAUCAAUGGGUGCUCUUGCACUUAUGACAAUCCUAUCUGUCGUUAUAGGACGGGUAUUUCAGUCAGUACCAGCACAGUUUCAGACAACAUUGCCUAUUGGAGAAUAUGCAGCAGUGACUCUUCUCAUGUUCUUUGGUCUUAAAUCAAUUAAAGAUGCAUGGGAUCUACCAUCAAAUGUAGUAAAAAAUGGUGAAAAAAGCUCAGAACUUGGAGAAUUCGUUGAAGCUGAGGUGCUUGUGAAGGAGAAGGUGGCAAAGCGGCUUAUGAAUCCUCUUGAAGUCAUCUGGGAGUCUUUUACUCUUGUAUUCUUUGCUGAAUGGGGAGAUCGCUCAAUGCUUGCGACAAUUGCUCUAGGUGCUGCACAGUCUCCAUGGGGUGUGGCUAGUGGCGCCAUUGCUGGGCACCUACUGGCAACGUCUAUAGCAGUUUUGGGAGGAGCCUUUCUUGCCAACUAUAUUUCUGAAAAACUGGUUGGCUAUUUGGGUGGAGUACUGUUCCUUGUUUUUGCAGUAGCCACAUUUAUAGGAGUUUUCUGACAAAUCUCUCAGGGAUUGUGCAAAAGUGAAGCCCCCGCACAUCAUAAGUGGGUAAGCCAUGACCUUGCAAUGAUGAAGCAGAAUUAGAUAUUUAAGCAAGGGUCUUGCAGAUUCAUUCUUUCUGGUUAGCUUUGAAGGCUUGCCUUCUUUAGUCGGAUUUUUGUAGGCAUGUCAUGAUGAGUCAUUACUAGAAGUUUGUAGGGUUGUAAGUGGAGUUUGUAUAUUGUGCAAUUCGUGUCAAAGCUUCUUGCAUCCAUACUGAAUGGGUUCUUGGGCUUCUGUUUCCAAUACUUUUAUUAGAACCACAUUUUUUUCUAGUGAUCA
Molecule: messenger RNA, 1593 nt
Organism: Nelumbo nucifera (sacred lotus)
Lineage: Eukaryota; Viridiplantae; Streptophyta; Magnoliopsida; Proteales; Nelumbonaceae
Product: protein PAM71-homolog, chloroplastic
Biological process (GO): Golgi calcium ion transport; manganese ion transmembrane transport; calcium ion transmembrane transport
Cellular component (GO): Golgi apparatus; chloroplast
Molecular function (GO): manganese ion transmembrane transporter activity; calcium ion transmembrane transporter activity
Source: RefSeq, a predicted model, not a curated record